GCUCUGCAGCGCUGCAGCCGUGCGGAGCGGGCGGGUGGGGAUGGCCGUGGCCGUAGCUGUGGGGAGACCGGCGAAUGAUGACCUUCGAAACCUGUCCCUGUCUGGUCAUGUUGGCUUCGACAGUCUUCCAGAUCAGCUGGUCAACAAGUCAACGUCACAAGGCUUUUGCUUCAACAUACUAUGUGUUGGUGAAACUGGCAUUGGCAAGUCAACAUUAAUGGACACUCUGUUUAACACAACGUUCGAAAGUGAGCCAGCCACCCACAAUGAGCCCGGAGUGAGGUUGAAAGCACGAAGUUAUGAACUCCAGGAGAGCAAUGUCCGUCUGAAGCUGACCAUUGUUGACACAGUUGGAUUUGGAGACCAAAUUAACAAAGAUGACAGCUAUAAGCCCAUUGUAGAAUAUAUUGAUGCCCAGUUUGAAGCCUACCUGCAGGAAGAGCUGAAGAUCAAGCGUUCCCUGUUCAACUACCAUGACACGAGGAUUCAUGCUUGCUUGUACUUCAUUGCACCAACAGGACAUUCACUGAAAUCUCUAGACCUGGUCACCAUGAAGAAGCUUGACAGUAAGGUGAACAUUAUUCCUAUAAUAGCCAAAGCUGACACAAUUGCAAAAAAUGAAUUGCAUAAAUUCAAAAGUAAAAUCAUGAGUGAACUUGUCAGCAAUGGAGUUCAAAUCUAUCAGUUCCCAACAGAUGAAGAAACUGUGGCGGAGAUAAAUGCUACAAUGAGUGUCCACCUUCCGUUUGCUGUUGUUGGCAGCACUGAAGAAGUCAAAAUUGGCAACAAAAUGGCAAAGGCCAGGCAGUAUCCUUGGGGUGUUGUGCAGGUUGAAAAUGAAAACCACUGUGACUUUGUGAAGCUGCGUGAGAUGCUGAUCCGUGUGAACAUGGAGGACUUGAGAGAGCAGACACACACACGGCACUAUGAACUCUACAGGCGCUGCAAGCUAGAAGAAAUGGGAUUCAAAGAUACUGACCCAGAUAGCAAACCAUUUAGUCUUCAAGAGACCUAUGAAGCGAAGAGGAAUGAAUUCCUGGGUGAGCUCCAGAAGAAAGAAGAAGAAAUGAGACAGAUGUUUGUCAUGAGAGUGAAGGAAAAAGAAGCAGAGCUGAAAGAAGCAGAAAAAGAUCUCCAUGAGAAGUUUGACCUUCUAAAGCGGACACACCAAGAAGAGAAAAAAAAAGUAGAAGACAAAAAGAAGGAGCUUGAGGAGGAGCUGAGCAACUUUCAAAAGAAGAAGGCUGCAGCUCAGCUACUACAGUCGCAGGCCCAGCAAGCAGGUUCCCAACAAACCAAGAAAGACAAAGACAAGAAAAACUUCUUCUUUAUGUAACCGUCACCUUGCCAAGUCCCCACACCCUAUCUCCUAAAGGACAGUAGGCGCUUUAGAAGAGCCAGCGGUACAUGUAUGCACCCCGUUGGGAGAAGUUACCUCAUUUUUCCCUCAUCUCUGCCUUUUUCUUUUUUUUAAACUGUG
This is a messenger RNA of Gavialis gangeticus (Gharial), 1480 nucleotides long. It is a transcript of the gene SEPTIN11, whose product is annotated as septin 11. Gene Ontology annotation, cellular component: septin ring; septin complex; cell division site. The transcript is spliced from 10 exons. Lineage: Eukaryota; Metazoa; Chordata; Crocodylia; Gavialidae. Gene Ontology annotation, biological process: cytoskeleton-dependent cytokinesis. Gene Ontology annotation, molecular function: molecular adaptor activity; GTP binding; GTPase activity. The coding region runs from base 41 to 1336 and encodes 431 amino acids. The record is from RefSeq and is a predicted model, not a curated record.